Lineus longissimus is the source of this 5139-nucleotide messenger RNA. RefSeq lists its product as uncharacterized. Gene Ontology annotation, cellular component: external side of plasma membrane. Gene Ontology annotation, biological process: negative regulation of T cell proliferation; immune response; T cell costimulation. The transcript has 8 exons. Bases 914 to 1978 code for a protein of 354 amino acids. Lineage: Eukaryota; Metazoa; Nemertea; Pilidiophora; Heteronemertea; Lineidae. The record is from RefSeq and is a predicted model, not a curated record.
AGCGAGGCAAUGAAAACACAGGACCACCAUGAUUUUUAAUUCAGGCAGACGAUUGUGAUUUGUGACAUGGUCAAAGGAGAGUGCCACUGUGUCUGAUUCCGAUUUUCAAUUUAUAUGCAACCCAUUUGAUACAGAAUUCCUUUGAUAACAAAGUGAUCUUUACAGCAUGGUAUGCAUUGACAUGUGUAUGUGUGUACACCUGUGUCCUACUUCAUGACAUUAUAUGCAUUGAACAGUUAUUUUUAAAGUUUUUUUAUUGAUGGUUCCAUUGAUUUCAAUGGCAGUUAUUAUUGAAAUCUAGUGUGUUGUUGCACGAUUCAAUACCUUGCAGCACUCAGUACGCAGCUGCCGCAAUCGAUGGUGAAGUGACAGAGUCGCUGUGUUACUGUGUCAAUUACGAUCCACUCUCAUAAUAGGGAAGAUAAUGAAUCAUCAACACAAAGGCAUUGAAGAACUGUGUCACAUAUCGCAGAUCGUAUUAUACCAAGUCAGCAUUGUCCGAGUCUUGCUAACUAUCGGAACCAACAGCUACGCAAAAUUCUCACGUUUCCAGCAUCAAUCGCCAUUCUCAGCUGCUAUUUCUAGCAUCUACCACUUCCAGGAUCUGUCAUCGUUCUAUUUAUAGAUCGCCACCGAUAGCUCUCAUCCGUAGCGCGAUGCCUGCUUCAUUUGUGCACUAGAUGCCGUAAUAGUCGGACGCGGUUAAGAACAUCGUGGAGAGUUAUCAUAAUACUUCUUGAAUCUAUUGAUAGGAUAUUUUGAGUUUUUUACCAUCGACUUGUAUAUUAUUUUGCGGAUAUACGAACUAACUGACGGGAUACUUUCUUUGAGUGAAAUUUGGAGGCGGCCUAUGACAAGUCGAAACUGAAAAGGUAGAAUCAGCUCUGAUAGUGACAGUCGCCCCCUUUCAAAGAUGGGGUCGUCGACAUUAUACGUACAAGUUGCAGUCCUUCUCGCGUACAUAAUUGGAGUUCUAUGCAAAGACAAUUCAUCCCUCCUAACCGAUGCCAAACUCAUCACUAACUCGCCUUUAAACAAUGGCAGCAUUGCCUACUUGGAUUGCUACUUCAAGUCUGAAGACACCAAAGUCCAGUCGAUACAAUGGUACAAGGCAGGCUACAAGUUUCCAGUCUACUCCUUCGAGUCUCAAAGCGGCUUGUUAAAGGCCAAGAAGCCGCUUAUUCGCCGGGCGGUGCAGAAACCCAUAGCGAAAGGGCACUACCGCCUCAUCAUCAACCCAGUCUUUGUCUCUGACGAAGGGACAUACAAUUGUCACGUAUUCGAGUCAUUCUUUAAACAUUUACAGGCGUAUGCGUCGCUGGAAGUCACUGUUCCCGCCAAAAAGCCGAAAAUGGUGGCUCCAAAUACCACCCUUCCGGCCUUCACAAACCUCACUCUCACCUGCACUGCGAACGUGGGAAAGCCGGCCGGUGAGGUGCGAUGGUGGCGCCGUGGUAAGAAGGAGCAGACAUUUGUGGAAAUAUUUGGCAGCGAAACACGUCCAAGGCGACACCAUCAAGACAAGACCACUACCGUAGUGAGUGAGUACUUCACCAUGGUAACCCCUCAUGACAACGAUGCCGUUUACAAAUGUACCACAGAGAAUCGUGCCAUGGGACCAGGGGAAACACCAAAGGAGAGUCGAAAAGUAUUAAAAGUCUUCUGGACUGGACAGAUUCCUGACAAUGUGAACAUUCCAACGAAUUCAGAGACGAAAGACAAAAAAGAAGAAGGCUUCCACGUGGCUGGAAUAUUCGUUCUUUCAAUGGCCGGUGUGGGCUUGUUGGCGCUGGUAGUCAUAUGUGUACGACGUCAUAAAAAGCUGCAGCCCUGCCGAUGUGGCUGUGGGACAAAGGAAGAAAAGGACCCUACCAUUUCAACAUUACAGGGGGCACAAGUUAGGGUUCAUUUCAGAGACACGGAGUUUGGCGAGGAUAGCCGAGUGCAUGACGGCAGGUAUGCGCAAGAGAGGCUUUAAGCAAUAACAAUAAGAAGUUCUGCCAAGAACCUACCUACAUCUACAGACUGCAUGAUGACAACUUGUAGAAGGAGCCAAGAAUUAUUUCAUCACAGAAUAAGAGGAAAUAUGCAGGAUCUGAGGAGGUAAUAAUGUUGCCGUCUCUAGCGCAGAUAUGCGUUAAAGCGUGAAUAAAGGGAAGAAUUUGAUGUCUAUUUCUAACUAAAACAGUUAAUAUUUGAAAUAUCAUGCCAACAUUCCGAGGUUGAUAUCAGACACGUGAUAGACUCGCCAUAGAUGCUAAUUUAGGUGACCUAGACAAAUCAUGUUCUGUCAUGCGUGCUUGAAUCGUCAUCUUGGAUCAUUUGACCCAAACCAAUUAUUUCAUGUCACAUGACCAUUUCCUGAAAUGAAGAAGCAGCAGCACUUGCCUUGAUUGAUUCGCCAUGUUAAUCUUGUGGCUCAAACAACUCAUGCUAUGUCACUUCUGUGUUCCCCAUACUGAAAAGUCAUGGUCGCUCCGGCUGUAUAUUGUUGGAAACACCAAAAUGUUGGAAACGACCACAUACGUUACACAUAAGGCACAUCAUUUUGGAUUUGAAGAUGUCGCGGACACAUGCAGUUCUUCUUGGAGCGUGCUGGGAGAAACACUUUUCUGAGAUGACUUUAGAAUGUGUACAUACAUAUAUAAUAUCACCAUGAUAAGUGUAAAGAGUCAAGUGCAAUGCAUUGUGUCUGCUUCUUGGUAAACUGUCUGCUAUCGGCAAAGAAAAGUUGUUUUUGUGAUGAUGGAGCCUUGCAAGGGACUGUGUAAUAAGGGCCAUUGUCGAACAAAGGGCUUUAUUAUAUCAUUAAGAACAAAAGUAUGAUAAUGGGGAGAGGGAGUUACAAAUACAUGUAUGUUCGUGUUACAUGUGUAUAGGGUCGGUUUCUUAUGACCAAAAUUGUGUAUACAUAAUGGUGUUAAUCAUAUCUAACACUAAAUUAUUAGUCUAAUAAGGACUACUGAAUUUGAUCAACUAUUUGAGCAACAACCAGUAGCGAAUGAAUGGAAACUGGAUUAUCUUGUAAGCCUCAUAAUAUUGUCCUAAUUUGGUAACCAGUGCUCGAAAAGAUGCUGUAGCAUUGCUCCAACAUUCUUAACCUUUAUUUAUUCUUGUCUAAGCCAAUGUCUUUUGAUACAAAUCUAUGCAUUGCUGUAUCGUGUGUGCUGCCUCUUGUUUCCAGGUUUGAAUUUACAACAUCUCGUCUCCAAAGUCUUACAUAUCGAUGAUGACGAUAUUCAGCAAUGGCCUCUGAUCUGCUUGAUUAGUAUAAUUACGAUUGCUAUGAGAGUUGGUUUAAAUGUGCUGACGCCAUGAGCCCGAUGAACCAUAAUGGCUUUACAUCUUCACGUUAUCACUUCUCUGUUCAUCUGAAGACAGCUAGGGUAGAAUUUUACUGUUGUUUCUAUUCCGUUAUAGUUCAUGUAACUUCCUGCCGCUUACCAAUAGGGGGCAGUGGGCUUCGGUGUUUGCCCUCCUCUCCAUAGGAACGCACGUGCCGGCAUCAUGUGAUGAUUAGCUGUUUCGACGGUCUCUUUACUAGUUGACUGAAUACUCUAAAUCCUGGAUCCAAGAUGCAGCCAAUAUGCAGCCAACAGGAACUCAUUUCCUUGUUGGUCUGCGCCUUUUUAACUGAGCUUUGAAAUCAAUGUGUAUAGUCUAGUCAUAUACAUGUAAUAUGUGUAAAUAUCUGUACAUAAAUAUCAUCAAAGGUGGACUCGCCUUUUCGUUCUAUUCAUAUUGAGCGCCAACGCUUCAUUAAUCGAACAAAACGAAUAUAUCAUCAUUAUUAGGAUAGCAAACAGCUUUAGCGUUCUUUGAUUCACACUGUAUCAACGUACUAUUUCGUAACAAUUCUUUUUCUCUAAUAUCUAGUUCAGUUCUAUUACAGGCCGUUGGCCAAAUCCAAAAAGGGGCUUAGCUCUUGAAUUCGUGAGAAUUUCUUUUGGGAGGGGGGCAUAUCGAACUAGUUAACAGAAAGGCUUGUCAACUGAGCUUAAAUGAAGGAAUACAGAUAUCGCCGCACCUUGUGUAAUCGAUUUAUCGCCAAAGUUUAUUGCUCACUUUAAUCAGCACAACUCUGUCUCGAUUGCUGGGAAGCAAUGAUAAAUGACAAAAAGGAUAACGAUGCAUUGUGUGUCUCAUUCAGUUGUUAACAUCUCUUCCAUUUCUGUUUGACAGUUCUUGUUCAAUAUCUCAAACAAUCGCAUUUGUAACAUAACCAGCUGCAUUUGUAAAGAUCGGUUUAUCUCUUAUAGUCAUCCAUUCAGGUAGCCCGAGAAAACCUGAGCUACUGGUCAGUCGGUCGUCAUUAUAAUCAUGCCUGUGUAACGUUCAAACAAGAACACACAUGUUAGUUAGUUUUAACUACAGUUGUCUCUGUCUAACAAACUAUACUGUGAGGAGAGGAUUUUACAGAGUGAUAUGUCUGUCGUAUUAAAAGAAACUGUCGAUUAAGAAUGUAUUAGGACCAGAAAUCAUAUAAGCGGAGUUUUCCAAAGGUCUGUAAUAGGCAAACGCUAUCGCAACGCUGACGCCUAUCCCAUUGUUCGUCGUCCUGUUCACGAUGCAGAACAAAGGAAUAGAUGUUAGUGUUGGCGCUAGGGGCGCUUUAUGAGAAUGUAAACGGCGACUUCACGUUAAAGUUAAAGUUUGGGUUCAUGCUAUGACAUCAACUGUGGUGGAUGUGUCGUCCGACUUCAUGCUUAAACACUCGUCUCUCCUGAAACCUUUCAGUAGAACUCAGAUGAGCUGCUCAUUCAGUGCUUCAACCUGAACAGUACACUUGGAGGAUUGAGGCAGGUCAGUCUGAAGAAAUCUGCCGAAAGCCUCACGCCGACUGUGAGGUUAGAGUAAAAGGUGGUCGCAGUCAAUAUAAGAAACGUUCAACGUAAGUCAAAGGAAGGUUUUCGAUUCUGUUCUGAUAUCGACAGGUUUAAGUUGCUGCACCAGUGUGGAAGUGCGCAGGGGAGGGGUUGUUUCGACUAAGUUGCAGGCUUAAUAUCUUGCUUAUGACUAUCAAUGUUUACUUAUAGACGAGCUCUUUUUUUAUUUUCCCAAGUGAAUAUACUAUGUAUUCAAUGUUAAUGUGAGAUUUCUGUUCGGAUGCUGAUUUUGUAAUAAAAUUGUUUUUAUAGA